Mercurialis annua (annual mercury) is the source of this 2982-nucleotide messenger RNA. RefSeq names its product vacuolar protein sorting-associated protein 35B-like. The transcript is spliced from 22 exons. Gene Ontology annotation, biological process: intracellular protein transport; retrograde transport, endosome to Golgi. Gene Ontology annotation, cellular component: retromer complex; late endosome; retromer, cargo-selective complex. Lineage: Eukaryota; Viridiplantae; Streptophyta; Magnoliopsida; Malpighiales; Euphorbiaceae. The record is from RefSeq and is a predicted model, not a curated record. The coding region runs from base 150 to 2522 and encodes 790 amino acids.
CUUUAACUUUCUUCUAAAAAAACACGACGGAAACAAACAGUUUUUGUUCAACUGAUUUCCAUUGCUGUGAAUCCGUUGGCAUUUCCGGCGAUGCUAAUUUCUAAAUAGAUCGGUCAAUUAUUCAGUAUCAUCCGUUCGAAAAAGAGAAGAUGAUCUUAGACAGUUUAGAAGACGAGGACAAAUGGCUUGCAGAAGGAAUUGCUUCCAUCCAACACAACGCCUUCUACAUGCAUCGCGCUUUGGAUUCAAAUAAUCUCAGAGAUGUUCUCAAGUACUCGGCUCAGAUGCUAUCGGAGCUUCGAACUUCGAAGCUUUCUCCUCACAAAUACUACCAACUCUAUAUGAGAGCGUUCGAUGAGUUGAGGAUGCUAGAGAUAUUUUUCAAAGACGAGAGCAGACACGGUGUUUCUGUGGUUGAUUUAUAUGAGCUAGUGCAGCAUGCUGGAAAUAUUUUGCCUAGACUGUAUCUGCUAUGUACAGUAGGAUCAGUGUACAUAAAAUCAAAGGAGGCACCGGCAAAUGAUGUGCUUAAGGAUCUUGUGGAAAUGUGUCACGGUGUUCAAAAUCCCAUUCGUGGACUAUUUCUUAGAAGUUACCUUGCUCAAGUUAGCAGAGAUAAAUUGCCUGAUAUUGGUUCCGAGUAUCAAGGAGAUGCUGGCACGGUCAUGGAUGCUGUAGAAUUCGUGCUGCAAAACUUCACUGAGAUGAAUAAGCUUUGGGUUCGAUUGCAGUAUCAGGGACCUGGUCGGGCAAGAGAGAAGCAGGAGAAGGAAAGAAGCGAGCUCUGCGAUCUUGUAGGGAAGAAUCUUCAUGUUCUUAGUCAAAUAGAAGGUGUGGACCUUGAAAUCUACAGAGACACUGUCCUUCCCAGAGUUUUAGAGCAAGUUAUCAACUGUAAAGAUGAGCUUGCGCAAUAUUAUUUAAUGGAUUGCAUAAUUCAGGUUUUUCCAGAUGAGUAUCACUUGCAGACCCUUGACACAUUAUUGGGAGCUUGUCCUCAACUUCAGCCGACAGUUGAUGUCAAGACGGUGCUUUCAAGAUUGAUGGAGAGAUUGUCCACUUAUGCUGCUUCAAGUGAAGACGUUAUAUUCGAGUUCCUGCAAGUAGAAGCUUUCGCAAAAUUGAGUAGCGCCAUAGGGAAGGUAAUAGAGGCACAGACGGACAUGCCGAUUGUUGGAGCCAUUACUUUGUACUUAUCCCUUCUCACUUUUACACUCCAUGUACAUCCUGAUCGGCUGGAUUAUGUGGAUCUAGUGCUGGGAGCAUGUGUAAAGAAGCUUCAUGGCAAGCCAAAGAUUGAAGAAAGCAGAGCAACAAAACAGAUAGUUGCAAUUCUGAGUGCUCCAUUAGACAAAUACAAUGAUGUUGUCACUGCCUUAACACUUUCGAACUAUCCUCUAGUCAUGGACCGCAUUGAUACUGAAACUAACAAACUCAUGGCAAUGGUUAUCAUUCAAAGCAUCAUGAAAAAUAACACAUGCAUUUCUAGUGCUGAUAAGGUUGAGGUGUUGUUUGAAAUGUUAAAAGGCCUCGUUAAGGAUUUGGAUGAAACUACUGGAGACAAGCUUGAUGAAGAGGAUUUUGCGGAGGAACAAAGUUCUGUUGCUCGCCUAAUACACAUGCUCUUUAAUAACGAUUUAGAAGAAAUGUUAAAGAUUAUACAUAUUGUGAGAAAGCAUAUAAUGGCUGGAGGACCAAAACGUUUACCUUUCACAAUUCCUUCACUUGUAUACUCUGCACUGAGGCUUGUCAGGCAGUUGCCAGAUCAGGAUGCUGAUGUAGUGGGAGAAGAGCUGUGCCCGACGCCUGGGAAAAUUUUUCAACUCCUGAAUCAGACUAUCGAGGAUCUUUCAUCUGUUCCAUCACCUGAGCUUGCGCUAAGAUUGUAUUUACAAUGUGCUGAGGCUGCAAAUGACUGUGGUCUCGAGCCAGCUGCAUAUGAUUUUUUCACUCGGGCAUUUGUGUUAUAUGAAGAAGAAAUUGCAGACUCCAAAGCGCAGCUGACUGCAAUACAUUUAAUUAUCGGUACUCUUCAGAGGAUGAAUGUAUUUGGUGUUGAGAACAGGGAUACAUUAACACACAAGGCCACUGGAUUCUCUGCAAAACUUCUGAAAAAACCUGAUCAAUGCAGAGCAGUUUAUGCCUGUUCGCAUCUAUUUUGGGCUGAUGAUCAUGAUGGCAUCAAAGAUGGAGAAAGGGUCCUGCUCUGCCUAAAGCGUGCCUUGAGGAUUGCAAAUGCUGCUCAGCAGAUGGCUAAUGUUACAAGAGGUAGCAACGGGCCAGUCAUACUCUUUGUUGAAAUAUUAAACAAGUACAUAUACUAUUUUGAGAAAGGAAACCUGCAGGUUACUAGUGCUGCAAUUCAGAGUUUGGUGGAAUUAAUUAAUACAGAAAUGGAAAGCGACUCUGCAACCCCAGAUUCAGCUGCAACUGCAUUCUUUGCCAGCACAGUUCGGUAUAUUCAAUUCCAGAAACAAAAGGGUGGUCUUAUGGGUGAGAAAUAUGAAUCCAUCAAGGUCUGAGUUGUGUUUGAAGCGGGGUGUCUAAAAGGUGAGCGAUGAAACUAAUGGUUUUGAUUUUUACUGGAGAAUCGAAUCACUGGUCUUCCUUAAUGUGAUGUUCUGCUGCAGUCUUUCAAAUCUUCACCUACUUUAUGCGAGUACAAGCAAGAAAGUGUUUGGAUUUGAAAAAAGGCGCUAAAGGUAUUAUUUCUCUAAUUUAAAACUGCAAAUUGUUUUUGAUUCGGUCGACUGAUCCAGGCUUAUUCGAGAUUCGAGAGUUGUGCAACUCUGUUCGUUUUUAUGUCAGUAGCCUGGGAAAAUAAUUGGUUGAUUGUUGUGGACUGUGAAUGGUGUAUAGGCUCUAUCUCUAGUUUGAUGUUCUGACGUUUCUGUCAAUUGUCGUUCCUUCCAUUUCUUGUGUAUGAUUUGCAUUUCAUGUUGGAUUGUUCAAUGAAGAAUUAUAUAGUGUUAUUUCUCUCAA